AUGGCCGAUUUCACGGCUCUAUCUCUGCUCACCGUAUGCCUCCAAAUUGUAACAAGAAUCUUCAGCACCUUGGGAACGGCUUACGACCUAUCCCAAGAGUUCAAAAACGUACCCGAGGCCAUCCGGAACCUGGUUCUUGACGUCAAAGCUGCAGAAGGAUACCUUCAAAUCAUACAUCUCAGAGAAGAAAGUAAUGGUCUCGCUGGAAAUGGCGGCAAUCAAGCCCUCGUGGACAACAUCCAGGGAGCGCAUUGCUGCCUGAAAAUCGUCUACGAUUUCGCCACCAAGCACGCCAGCAGCAUACAGUCUUACAAGUUCUGCCGCCGCCUGAUCUACAUGAUACAGCGUGCAGAAAUAAUGGAGCAUCGCGAUCAGCUCAGGAACCGCUUGAUCUACCUAAGGCUGCUCCAAGAUAGCAGACCCAAUAAAUUGAAGAGUGACGACUCCAGCAUCAAGCAUACCUCAUCCGACCCAGGGCCUGUGUCUCCACAAGCCGGUAUUAUUGUCAACGAUACACUCUCGGGUGGACGCCCAGUCCCAAAUCACCCAAUUCUGGCCAAGCUUUCCCGCUGGCGUUCGAAAAACCCAUCCCGCAGGCUCGUCCAAGAGUCGAGACGUGGGGACCCGGAAGAGUCCCAAAGGCUCAUCGACGCCGGCGCCGACGUCAAUUAUCAGUCGCGUGCCGCCGAGCCAAUGUUUGACGGGAAAACAGCACUGCACGAAGCCGCGGAAAUGGGCCACACGUCCCAGGUUCGGUUCCUGCUCCGCAGCGGUGCAAACCCCAAGCUGCGCACCACGGGCCCGUCGAACACCACGGCGCUGCACCUGGCGGUCAUCAACAACCACCUCGCCGUCAUUCAGCAGCUUCUCAACACCAAUGCCGUCGAUGUUGAUGCGAAAGACGGCGAGGGCUUUUCGCCGCUGCAGAGGUGCAGAGAUCCAGCCGCCAUGAUCGCUCUCCUGCGGGCUGGAGCGGACCCGAACUGCAGGCUGGCCGGCUCCAGCGAGACGGUACUGCAUUGGGCGGCUGGCAUGGGACAUUUUGCACUUGUGGAAAAGGUCGCAGCCAUGGAAGACACCGCUGGCAACUAA
Messenger RNA from Pyricularia oryzae 70-15, 1092 nucleotides. RefSeq lists its product as uncharacterized. NCBI's taxonomy places the organism in Eukaryota, Fungi, Ascomycota, Sordariomycetes, Magnaporthales, Pyriculariaceae. Gene Ontology annotation, molecular function: protein binding. The transcript is spliced from 2 exons. The record is from RefSeq and is a predicted model, not a curated record. The coding region runs from base 1 to 1092 and encodes 363 amino acids.